Molecule: messenger RNA, 919 nt
Organism: Cuscuta campestris
Lineage: Eukaryota; Viridiplantae; Streptophyta; Magnoliopsida; Solanales; Convolvulaceae
Source: the annotation of a GenBank genome assembly
CUCAACCGGAACCGUCCGGGUCGAAAAAAAGUACACGCCGGAAAAGCCACAAAGCCAAAAGCACGAUGACCGAGGCGGCACGGUCAAUCCAAAAGUGGACGCCAGAGGAGGAGAGCAUAUUGGCGUCGGCUUGGGUUGACGUCUCCGAGCAUCCUAUCAUUGGUUCGGAGCAAACGAAUGAUGCGAUGUGGGAUCGUAUCGAGGAGAAGUUCUUCACGGAGAUGAACAAGGACGGCUUCUACCGAACCCGGGACCAACUCACUUCCAAAUGGAGCCACAUCAACCGUAAAGUCCGAAAGUUUAUCGGAGUUUACGAGGAAUGCUCCCGGUCCCGGAGGAGCGGUACGAACGACGCCGAUGUUCUCCGGCUUGCCACGACCCGGUAUCAAGACGACGGGCACCAAGGUAAGGUGCCCAUCGAUCUUUGGAGGAUUUUGAGUCGUUCCCCGAAGUGGCAACAACUCAACAAUCCCGACGGCGGAUCGUUCCGGAAAAGAUCCCCCGUCGAUGCCGAGGUUGAGGUCGACGAGACUAUCGGUUCUACCGAUCAAAUCCCUCCCUUCAACGUUGCGGAUUCCGAUGACGAGGACCCCAUUCCACGGCCGAUCGGAAGAAAGAAGGCAAAAUCUAUUGCCUCUGGUUCGGGAGGGUCCGCCUCUAUUUCCGCUUCUCCCCGCGACGAAAUCGGCCGGGCAAUGAUUCAACAACUUCGGGCGUUCAAUCUCCAAGAACAAGAGAGGUUGAAGCUAAAGGAGAAGGAGUUGAAGCUAAAGGAGCAGGAGGCCGAGAUGAAAGUCAUGCAAACCGACCCCGCGACGUUGUCGAAGUUUGGGCGAAUGAUCUACGAGCAAAGAAUGAAAGAGAUCAAGGAGAAAUAUAAUUUACCUUAGUCUUUUUUUAUUAAAGUAUAUUUUUUUAA